CUGGUGCACCGGCUGCGAGGCGGGAGCAGGGAACUGACAAUAAGGGACAGAAACUAGAUCUCUCCAAGCUGAACUGAAGUCCUGCACUCGCCUCUUUUUUGUAAACCUUGCUUUUGCUUUUUCAUUCUUCACCUUGAAUCUUUAUUUUUUAUACAUCAUGGCUGGCAGCCCGCUCACAGGGUUGCUGGUUGCGCUGUGCGUAAGCAGCGCGGUGCACGGCUUACCAAAGAAGACCAAGAGACAAACAGGGCAGUUUCAGAUGUAUCCUGAGCUCCAUGAUGCAGCAGCUGUUUCUCCAGUUGGCUGUGAGGAAAACGGUCGCUCAUACAGACUGUACGAGCAGUGGGAGAAGCCUUACCUCGGCAGCACACUGGUGUGCACCUGCAACGGAGCAGCAGGCAUCAAGUGCAAAACUAAACCUGAAGUGGAGGAGACCUGCUUCGAUAAGCACAAUGACCGGACAUACCGGGUCGGUGAAACCUACGAGAGACCGAAGGAAGGGAUGAUGUGGGACUGCACCUGUAUUGGUUCUGGUCGAGGGAAGAUCAGCUGCACCAUAGCGAAUCGAUGUCAUGAGGGCGGAAGGUCUUAUAAGAUCGGGGACACUUGGCAGAGACCUCACGACACCGCAGACUACAUGCUGGAGUGUGUGUGUCUCGGAAACAACAAAGGAGAGUGGACGUGCAAACCUGUGGCUGAGCGUUGCUUUGAUAACAGCGUUUCAUCGUCGUACAUGGUGGGUGAGACGUGGGAGAAGCCGUACCAGGGCUGGAUGAUGUUAGACUGCACCUGUCUGGGAGAAGGAAAUGGACGCAUCACAUGCACCUCGAGGAACCGCUGCAACGACAAGGAAACCAGGAGGUCCCACCGCAUCGGAGACACGUGGACCAAGACGGAUGCAAAUGGACACAACCUGCAGUGUCAGUGUUUAGGAAACGGCCGAGGGGAGUGGAAGUGUGAGGCGCACAAAACAGGCAGAACCACAGGGCCGACAGGAGCCAUCAUGUUGACCCCUGAGACUCGCCAGCUGCCAGAUGGGAUGUGCCGCUCAGACUCUGGAUCCACCUACAGCGACGGACAGCGCUGGUUAAGAACCCAGGGCAGCAAGCAGAUGAUCUGUACCUGUCUGGGUAAUGGAGUCAGCUGUCAGGAGUACGAGUCCACCAACCUGGCAUACGGAGGAAACUCUAAUGGCCAGCCGUGCACGUUCCCGUUUGUCUUCAUGGGAAAGACGUACUACUCCUGCACCUCUGACGGACGCACAGACGGGCAGCUCUGGUGCUCCACAACCUCAGACUAUGAGAGCGACCAGCUGUACUCUUUCUGCACAGAGAAGAACGCCAUCGUUGCAACAAGAGGAGGAAACUCCAACAACGCCCUCUGUCACUUCCCAUACCUCUACAGCGGACGCAACUACACUGAAUGCACCGCCGACGGACGCCGUGACAGCAUGAGGUGGUGCGGAACCACACACGACUACGACAACGACCAGCGCUUUGGAUUCUGCCCCAUGGCUGCUCAUGAGGAGUUAUGCACCACCAACGAUGGAACCAUGUACCGUGUAGGUGACAAGUGGGACAAACGCCAUGAUGUCAUGGGUCACAUGAUGGAGUGUACGUGUCUGGGAAACGGCCGCGGGGAGUGGAACUGUGUGGCUCACUCACAGCUGCGAGAUCAGUGCAUCGUUGAGGGCUACACCUACGAAGUGAACCAGGAGUUCUCCAAGCGCCACAACGAGGGCUACUCCAUGAACUGCACCUGCUACGGACAGGGACGCGGGCGCUGGAAGUGCGACGCAAUCGAUCAGUGUCAGGAGCCUGAGACCAGAGUGUUCCACCAGGUCGGAGAGACCUGGGACAAAGUCCUCCAUGGAGUCUACUAUCGCUGUUAUUGUUACGGCAACGGGAUUGGAGAGAUGAGGUGUGAGCCUCAGCAGGGAUACUCAGACGGACACAGACCGGUCCAGGUGAUCAUCACAGAAGCAGGGAAGCAGCCGGACUCCCACCCCAUCCAGUGGAACCCUCCGUCCUCCGUGCACAUCACCCAGUACAUCCUGAAGUGGAGGAUUAAAAACAGACCUGGACCAUGGAGAGAGGCCACCAUCCCCAGCAACCACAACUCCUACACCAUCAGCGGGCUCCGGCCAGGCAUCACCUACGAGGGUCAGCUGAUCAGCAUCCUGCGCUACGGACGCCGCGAGGUCACACGCUUUGAUUUCACCACCAACCACGGUUCCUUGGAGACGUCGGAGGGAGAGACGACCGUGCCUCCUCCUGUGAUGGAUACGUCUGAGUCUGUGACUGAAAUCACCUCAAACAGCUUCGUCGUGUCCUGGACGUCGGCCUCUGCUGUCAUCUCCGGGUUCAGGGUGGAGUACGAGCUCAGUGAGGAUGGAGCUAAGCCCAAAGUGCUCGAUGUUCCUCGCACGUCCAACUCCGUCACCAUCUCCGAGCUCCUGCCUGGGCGCAGAUACAACGUCAACGUCUACGAGCUUCCAGAUCAGGGAGAGCCAAACCUGAUCCUGACUACGUCUCAGACCACGGCUCCUGACAGCCCCGCUCAGCAUGCAAUCGACGAGGUGAGAGAGACCUCCAUCCGGAUCAGCUGGUCCAGACCUCAGGCUCCUAUCACCGGUUACCGGGUGGUCUACACGCCAUCAUUGGAGGGCAGCAGCACUGAGCUCACGCUGUCGGACACAGAGACCUCAGUGAACCUGGUCGACCUGCACCCCGGAGUUCUUUACAACAUCAGCAUCUACGCGGUGGAGGAGGAGCAGGAGAGCGAGCCUGUGUUCGUACAGGUCAACACUGCCGGAUCUCCUCUGCCAGAGGAGGUCCCGGCUCCCACAGACCUGCAGUUCUACGAAGUUAAUGACGUGAAGAUCACCAUCACCUGGACCGGUCCUCCCAGUGAGGUGACCGGUUACAGGGUCACCUACUCCCCAGUCGGUCCUGACGGCACUGAGACCAGACCCCUGCCGCUCCCUGUCUCACGCAACGCAUACGCUGACAUCACUCACCUGCAGCCGGGGACGCUGUACCGCUUCUACAUCUACGCCAUCAACGCCGGAGUGGAGAGCACGCCGCUGGUGGGAGAGAAGUCGACCAAACCGGACGCACCCAGCAACAUGCACUUCACCGACCUCGGCCCCGACAGCGCCACCGCCACCUGGGACGCUCCUCGAGCCAUAGUCACCGGUUACCGCCUCUUCCUGAGCAUCGGAGGAUCCACCCCCAUCGAGAAGAGGAUCCCAGGCAGGGUCACCCAGUUCCCUCUGAGGAACCUACGUCCAGACACCCAGUACACGGCGACCCUCCACUCUGAGCUGGACAACGAGCUCAGCGAGGGCAUCACCUCCUACUUCGCCACCACACCACAGAUGGGAAACUCUCCUCCUUUCAGCACCGAGGUCACCGACUCCUCCAUCAUCGUCACCUGGAUACCUGUCCGCAAGUUCAGCUACAGGGUGUCUGUACUUCCCAGCCAGACAGGCGAGUCUCCCAAAGAAGAGACCUCCGACACAGGACGGAUUUAUAUCCCAGGACUGAUCCCCGGGACUCAGUACACCUACAGCGUGCAGCCCAUCUUCAACGGACGCAACCGAGGACAACCCCUCACCCGCAACGUCUUCACAUCUCUCUCUCCUCCCACUGACCUCAGAGUCGAGUCCAGCCCAGACACAGGAGACCUGACUGUCCACUGGGUCGCCUCCAAAACACCAGGCAUCACGGGCUACAGAGUGACCAGCACACCCAUGAACGGCCAGCGAGGGAACUCUCUGGAGGAGCUGGUCCGAGCUGAUCAGACCUCGAUCAGGCUGGAGAGUCUGAACCCUGGAGCUGAGUACAACAUCAGCGUCUUCACUAACAAGGGGCAUUUGGAGAGUGUGCCUGUGUCCACUGUGGUCACACCAGACAUCCCCAAACCACGUCCUGUUGACUUUGUCGACAUCACCGACACCACCAUUGGGCUGCGAUGGAUCCCGCAGAGCUAUACGUCCAUUACUGCUUACCGGAUAACGGUAGUAGCUUCUGGCGAGAGCGUGCCGAUUUUGCAAGAUAUGGUGGAGCCAUCGGCGGGUUAUUACACGGUUCACGGUUUGGAGCCUGGCGUGGAGUACGACAUCAGUAUCUUCACUGUUACAGAGGAGGGGGAGAGCAAGCCGACCACUUACACAAAGCAAACACACGCUGUUAUUCCAGCUCCAACCAACCUGCAGUUCAACGGCGUGGGUCCUGACCACAUCAGGGUGACUUGGACGGUUCCUCAUGUUGCCACGCCAAGCGACAUCUCCCGCUUUGUUAUCCAAUACCACCCGGUCGCUACCGAUGAUGACAUCAGGGAGGUUAAUGUGGGUGGAGGAACCAACACGUUCCUGCUGCAGAACCUGCUGCCCAACACAGAGUACCGCAUCAGUGUGAUGUGUGUGUACAGUGAACAGAAGAGUCCACCGGCCACAGGAACUCAGAGGACGACUCUGGACUCUCCUACUGGACUGGACUUCUCUGACAUCCGCACCACCUCCUUCACCAUUCACUGGCUGGCUCCGACCUCUGCUAUCACCGGCUACCGCGUCCGCUAUCAGGGGACGAGCGGCGGGCGGGUCAAGGACGAGAGGCUUCCCCCGACCCGGACCUACUACACUCUGACUGGUCUGACACCAGAGACCGAGUAUUUGAUCUACGUGUACGCUGUCAGUAAUGGUCAGGAGAGUCAGCCUCUGACAGGAACCCGGGCUACCAUCUCUGACGCCCCGACUGAUCUGGAGGCAACAUCGUCCACUCCAACCAGCAUCACCAUCCGCUGGGACGCCCCCUCUGUCACAGUGAAGAACUACAAGAUCACCUACGGGAGCGCAGGUGGUCAAAUUCAAGAGUUCUCGAUCCCCGGCACUCAGACCACGUCCACCAUCACGGGCCUGAACCCGGGCACAGAGUACACCAUCACAGUCUACGCUGUGAGCGGACGAGGGGACAGCCCAGCCUCUAACACGGGGGUCUACAUCAUGGCUAAGACCGAUACUGAAGCUCCUCCUGACAUGAGAUUGACUGACGUGAGUGAUAACGCCAUCACCGUGCGCUGGUCUCCGGCUCAGGGUCCGGUCAAAGGGUACAGAGUCACCAGCGUCCCUAAGAACGGUUUGGGACCCUCUUACUCGGAGGUGGUGGCCCCCGAUCAGACUCAGUUCACCUUCUCGGGUCUGAUGCCCACCGUGGAGUACGUGGUCAGCGUGUACGCUCUAGGAAUGGAUGAUCAGCCGUCCUCCCCUGUGGUGGAUAACGCGAUCACAGCCAUGGACCGUCCCAAAGACCUGACCUUCUCCGACAUCGACUCCACCUCCAUGCGCAUCACCUGGGACAGCCCGGACGGCACGGUGACAUCAUACCGCGUCCUGUACACCAGCCCAGAGGAGGGCGAGAGAGAGCUGCGUCCGGCACCAAGAGGAGACCAGGACACGGUGCUGAUCAGAGGCCUUCGACCCGGGACAGAGUACACCGUGAAGGUCAUCGCCCUCCACGACCGCACACCCAGCAAACCGCUGGUGGGAACUCAGGCCACAGUGAUCCCUUCUCCAACCAACAUGAUGAUCUCAGAGCUCGGUCCCUCCACCUUCACCGUGACAUGGCGAGCGCCCGCCACACGCCUGACAGGCUACCGAGUGGUCAUCACCCCGAAGAACAUCAACGCACCAACCAAAGAGCUGAACGUCGCUCCUGACACCACGCGUGUCGUCGUACCCGGACUCAUGGUGGCGACCAUGUACCAGGUACAGGUCUACGCUCUGAAGAACUCCGUCACCAGCAGGCCCCUCCAGGGAGAGACGACCACGCUGGAAGAUGUAGGUCCUCCUCGGCGUGUGCGUAUCCUUGAUGUUAAAGACACGUCUUUCACGCUGACCUGGCGCCCCAAGCCGGACACGAUCAGCAGCUAUCUCAUCGAGGCAACGCCAUCCAGCGGCACCGAGCCCGCCAUCAGGAGGAACAUCCCGGAAGGAAGCAGCACCUACACACUGACAGGUCUCCAGCCGGGCACCACGUACUCUGUGAACCUGUACAGCCUGAACGGGAACACAAGGAGCACCCCGUUUACUCUCUCCAUCCAAACAGCUGAACCUGUGGUCCAGGCUCCCACCAACCUCCAGUUCACAUCUUUGACCCCCACCUCCAUCUCCUUCUCCUGGCAACCACCUGCCUCCUCCAUCACAGGAUACUACGUCACCUACGAGGAGUCAGGACGAGGGCCCAGAGAGCUAAUCCCACGACCCCACGCCGGCCAAAACUACGCCACCAUAUCCGGCUUGAAACCGGCCACAGAGUACAUCGUUAAGAUCAUAGCCAUCCAGAACACGCAGAGGAGCACUCCUCUGCUGGGGAAAGUUAGGACACACCCAGAGUCCCUGCUCCCCCUGCCUCUGCCACGCCCUGGAGGUUCAGGCGACAAGCUGGACGUCCCUGAAACUGAACUGGACAACACAGUCCAGGUAGUGGGCACCAACGGCCAGGACGGGCUCGGUGGUCAGAGCCAGAAUGUGGAGUACACAGAGUACAACAACAACAACAACGGGGACAGCAGCAGAAACAGUGGUAACAUUGGCAGCCCGCAGUACCCCUAUGGGCAAGUGCGUGAGCCCCUGGUGUUUGUGCCCCUUCCUGAUGCAGAGGGCCGCAGGCUGCCCAUCCUGAAGCUGAACCUGCCCGUCGGCACCAUCUUUGGAAACGACACCGGAGUGCCUCAGGAGGCCCAGACUCAGACCUCCGUCACCUGGAAGCCCUACAGGCAGAGCAACGCCUACCUGGUGUCCUGCCAUCCUCUCACACACCAGAACGAGAAAAUGUUCCAGGUCCGCCUGCCAAACACAGCCACCACUGCAACCCUGAUCGGACUCACCCCUGGAGCCAACUACAACGUGAUCGUGGAGGCUCUGUUGGGCGCGCUCAAACACAAGAUCCUGGAGCAGGUCGUCACAGCAGGAAACUCACUCCCUAACGGAGUCCCAUCCAGUACAGACUCGUGCUACGAUGCCUUCACUGCCACCUACCAUGACGUCGGAGCCGAGUGGGAGCGCAUGUCUGAGACCGGCUUCAAGCUGUGGUGCCGGUGCCUGGGUCUAGGCAGCGGACACUUCAGAUGUGAUUCAUCCAAGUGGUGUCACGACAACAGCAUCAACUACCGUAUCGGGGAGAAGUGGGACCGCCGUGCAGAGAACGGACACCUGAUGAGCUGCACCUGUUUGGGGAACGGAAAAGGAGAAUUCAAGUGUGAACCACAUGACUCGGUGUGCUACGAUGACGGCAAAGCGUACCAGGUGGGGAACCAGUGGCAGAAGGAGUACCUGGGUGCCAUCUGCACCUGCACAUGCUUUGGAGGACAGCAGGGCUGGCGUUGUGAGAACUGUCGUAAACCAGGUGCUGAUGUUGAUGCCAGUCUGCUGCAGCCCGUGAGAUACGGAGACGUGUCUCUGCGUAAGAACAUUCACUGUCCCAUCGAGUGUCUCCGUCCAGACCUGCUGGCGGACGCGGUCGCUCAUCCUAACCCUCAGGAGUAAAGCUUCCCCCCUCACUGUCCACUCGCUGCACUGUCUCUGUAAGAAGCCAAGCUGUCUGCAUCCAAACUUAGCGUCAGAAGACUCUGACUCAUAUUUAGCUGAAGAUUAGAAAUCCUAAAGCGCCCUGCUGCCUGAUCAGAGUGAUCCUCUUUAAAGCCAGUCCCUUCACUGUCUAAUGUUCCUGUCAAACUCCUCCCCCUUACCUUACCUGGUGUAACCUUUCCCUCCGCUCACCUGUGUGCCUUCAUGACCUGAGAAUGAUAGAUUUGUCAGAUUGACAUCAGUUUAAGGUGUUCAGAGACCUUGUUGGAGAGUAAGCACUGUGUCCCUGCAGUAACUCACAGCUGUGCUUCUGUUUCCUGUCGCCCUCUCUGAAGGGUCGCACUGUGUGUGAUUGACACGUCCUGAUUUAUUCUUUUUGUCUUUUUACUAAUUUAUCCCUUUAAUCUCUACGUGUGAGUGUGUGAGCCGGGAUGUGAGAAUAUGAACUGUUCUAUUUUUGUACUUUGUUGUCGGUGCCAAAGUUGUUUCUACCUUUGACAGAAAGAAGUCCCUUAUUUUAAUAAAGCUGGAGAGAUCCUGAAACCUUA
Molecule: messenger RNA, 8136 nt
Organism: Notolabrus celidotus (New Zealand spotty)
Lineage: Eukaryota; Metazoa; Chordata; Actinopteri; Labriformes; Labridae
Gene: fn1b
Product: fibronectin 1b
Exons: 46
Coding region: 158-7546 (2462 amino acids)
Biological process (GO): heart development; cell-substrate junction assembly; nervous system development
Cellular component (GO): extracellular region
Molecular function (GO): integrin binding; proteoglycan binding
Source: RefSeq, a predicted model, not a curated record